This is a messenger RNA of Serpula lacrymans var. lacrymans S7.9, 1375 nucleotides long. RefSeq lists its product as uncharacterized. Bases 24 to 1046 code for a protein of 340 amino acids. The record is from RefSeq and is a predicted model, not a curated record. NCBI's taxonomy places the organism in Eukaryota, Fungi, Basidiomycota, Agaricomycetes, Boletales, Serpulaceae. The transcript has 11 exons.
CGGGUACUAAGACAGUUGGAUAUAUGGGCCUUAUGAGCCGCCCACUGGAACCAUCUCUAUCUGUCCUUGAUACGAUGUCCAGCACCGAGUUGGAGCUUACGAUCCUUGGUAUAUUCGAUGCGAGGUACCUAACAUUCGCUUGUUAUUCAUUAGUUAUUUAUGACCACGCCUUAACGCUCGAUCAAGAGAUCGGUUACUUUUGGAAUCGCUCAUGGAGCGUUUCUCAGUUUCUCUUCUUCCUUGUCCGUUAUCUUACAUUGUGUACGAUCAUCAUAGACCUGACUACCAUUUUCUUGAGUGGAUCAAAUCCAACCGUGUGUUCUGACUUGUUUCUCUCAAGCUAUGGUCUCUUUGUUACCAUCCUAAUUAUUGUCCAAGUGGUUCUAACUCUGCGAGUCUGGUAUCUAUUUUCUGGAAGACGCACCAUCCAGUUGUUGGCUGCUGGCUGUUUUUGUGUGUCAUUUAUUGCCACCAUACCCUUGGUUAUAAGGCUGUCAACCGAGAUUCGCAUGACUCUUGUAAUGCUUCCUGGCAUGAGUGGCUGCAUCUUCGCUCCAAGCAAUGACAGACUGUGGGCGGCAUAUCUUCCCGUCCUCUUCAUACAUUCGGUGCUUUAUAUAUUUUUGGUAUAUCGGGUCCUGUCUUGUCGAGUUACUAUCAGCCGUGCGCCUAUUUUAAAGCGCUUCCUCAGAGAGGGGGGAUUGGCAUAUCUGGUCACCACUGUUACUAUCCUCUACUCUGUCGUUGGCUCCACUUUAAUGAAUGAUCCUACGAUGUUCAUACCCGUUUCUUAUCCAAGCUUGGUACUCGCCACCUCAGCAGUUUCCACAACCCGUCUGAUGCUGAGCAUUCGAUCUCUGGCUUCCGAUCUUCAUGUCAAUGCUGUCUGGUUGCUGAAUCAUGCCGAGUUAGCCCGAUUGAAUUGGAAGAGGGGCCCUAACGAGGGAGAGCUGAUAGUUGAGGUCAAUGAUCUGGGUCAUUUCGAACUUCCAAGCAUGCACAAGAGUCCGUUGGAAAGGCCCGACAGUGUCCUUGCGCUGGUAUGAGUGUCACGUCCUACACAUCAUAUUGACCAGCUAUUAGUGGUCUUUUCUACGGUUUUCAGAAUGCAGCAGCUUCCUUCGAACAGGAAGCCGGCAGUGCUCAGAAAACUGCUCAAGUUAAUAGAGGAGCUACGAUUUGUAUUACCCUUACUUGUACUAUCACUUCGAGUCCUUUUGGAUGAAAGAUGUUAUUUAGAUGAUCUCAGAAUUUGAUUUACUGUCUUUUCAAUUACGAUCAAAAAAUUCAUGUUAUUCUUUCAUAUGACUGGUGCUAUGAUGCUAACUUACAAUUUUACGACUGGGCUGUCGACGAAACAUACCGUACUGUAAAU